Ostrinia furnacalis (Asian corn borer) is the source of this 2707-nucleotide messenger RNA. Its product is annotated as glucose dehydrogenase [FAD, quinone]-like. The coding region runs from base 285 to 2237 and encodes 650 amino acids. Lineage: Eukaryota; Metazoa; Arthropoda; Insecta; Lepidoptera; Crambidae. Gene Ontology annotation, molecular function: oxidoreductase activity, acting on CH-OH group of donors; flavin adenine dinucleotide binding. The transcript is spliced from 4 exons. The record is from RefSeq and is a predicted model, not a curated record.
AUUAGAACCAAAGGUUAAGGAAAUAAGGAUUAUCAGGAUUAGGUGUCCCCAAUACAUCGCCUACUAACAUUGACCGCUCACCAGCUUGCGAAAUGCCAUCGCGCGAAGCCUGCCUGGUUCUCAGUCACUCGUGCGCAGCCCGCGCUGCAUCGCUUGUACAUUGUACUGUCAACAGUGAUUUGUGUUAACUGUCAGUGCACACGUGUGAAACAAAUGCAGUUUAGUGAUGUGACGAGAUUGACAGCUUCACUGUGAUUGACCCAAGAAUGCAAAGCUGAUCCACCAUGGGAGUCCUCAGUGUGGCAGCGACUGCUGCCAAGGCGGCCCUAGCGAUAGGUGGUCUCAGCAAGCUCACCUUCAUCCCAAUCAUGCUCGCAACCAUGGCAUACUUCAACUAUGACCUUCUAGAUCCUGAAAACAGGCCUUUUAACCAGAAACUCUUAAACGAGAAGUAUGACUUUGUUAUUGUUGGAGGAGGAUCGGCAGGGUCAGUGCUGGCAAAUAGGUUGACAGAGAUAGAAGGAUGGAAUGUCCUGCUGCUGGAGGCAGGUGGUCAUGAAACGGAUAUUAGUGAUGUACCGCUGCUGUCACUGUAUCUUCAUAAGAGUAAACUGGACUGGAAAUACCGCACUCAACCACAAGACACGGCAUGCCAGGCUAUGAUCGACAAGCGCUGCAGCUGGACCAAAGGCAAGGUCCUGGGAGGAUCUUCAGUCCUCAACACGAUGCUCUACAUCCGAGGGAACAAGCGAGACUUCGACCAGUGGGAGUCCUUCGGGAACCCUGGUUGGGGAUACGAAGAUAUACUCCCAUACUUCAAAAAGUCGGAGGACCAGAGGAAUCCUUACCUCGCUAGGGAUAAGCGACACCAUUCGACAGGUGGUUACUUGACCGUGCAAGAUUCGCCUUACAACACGCCACUGGGAGCAGGAAUGCUUCAAGCUGGAGAAGAAAUGGGCUACGAUAUACUGGACGUCAACGGAGCACAACAAACUGGAUUCGGCUGGUACCAGUUCACCAUCAGAAGAGGAACGAGAUGUUCAGCUGCUAAAGCUUUUCUGCGACCAGUCAGGCUGCGACAGAAUCUUCACAUAGCUUUAUUCUCACACGUCACAAAGGUCUUAAUAGACAAAGACACCAAAAGAGCAUACGGAGUGGAAUUCAUCAGAGAUGGAACCAAGCAGGUCGUGUAUGCAACUAAAGAAGUAAUUCUAUCAGCUGGGGCGAUCGGUUCACCUCAACUACUCCUACUAUCUGGAGUAGGCCCAGAAGAUCAUUUGAAAGAAGUCGGCGUUGAUGUGAUCCACAAUUCUCCCGGUGUUGGGAAAAAUUUGCAGGAUCACAUUGCUGUUGGUGGACUCGUUUUCAGAGUUGACUAUCCUGUUAGUUUGGUGAUGAACAGGCUUGUAAAUAUUAACUCAGCUUUACGAUAUGCUGUCACUGAAGACGGCCCUCUCACAUCGAGCAUUGGGUUAGAAGUGGUUGCUUUCAUAAAUACAAAAUAUGCAAACGCCACAGACGAUUGGCCAGACAUCGAGUUUAUGAUGACGUCAUGUUCCACACCGUCUGAUGGAGGGACUCAAGUGAAGAGGGCGCACAGUCUCACAGAUGACUUCUACAAUGAAGUUUUCGCUGAAAUCAACAACCAAGAUGUAUUCGGUAUAUUCCCUAUGAUGCUUCGUCCAAAGAGUAGAGGUUUCAUUAAAUUACGGUCCAAAAAUCCUUUGGAAUACCCAAUAAUGGUUCACAACUACCUCACUCAUCCAGAUGAUGUGGGCGUUUUAAGAGAGGGUGUUAAGGCUGCUGUGGCUGUCGGACAAACACAAGCUAUGAAGCGUUUCGGAGCCAGAUUUCAUGAUAAGCCUCUACCGAAUUGCAAACAUUUACCUCUAUACACGGACGAAUAUUGGGACUGUUUGAUAAGACAGUACACUAUGACGAUAUACCAUCUUUCUGGCACUGCAAAAAUGGGUCCUUCAACUGAUCCCAUGGCUGUUUUGGAUUCACAGCUACGUGUCCAUGGUGUCGAAGGUCUUAGAGUUAUAGAUGCUAGCAUGAUGCCUACUAUUACCAAUGGUAAUAUUAACGCACCAGUCAUGAUGGUGGCUGAAAAGGGUGCAGAUAUGAUCAAAGAAGCCUGGCUAGACAAAAGAAGUAGGAGAUCUAUAAACUGUACUAAAUUAGAGCAACUAGGCUUAGAAGAAAGAGGAGAUAAUUUAUGCAGUAGGGGAAGCUGACGCAUCAAAUGAAGUAGGUAGCUAUUCUUAGGCCAUAUUAAUUUUAAAAGACUCGUUAGGCUGUCAGCAAAUUAAAAAUACUUUUAGCUGCGGACUGACGGGUUUUAUUCAAUAUGUUUGCAAAUAAAGAUACAAAUCUAGUCGUUGCAUCACAAAAAUUCAACAAUAGUAGAUAAUAUUGAUGUAAGCUUUUUUAACAUUGUAUUGUUAGGUAUUUUAUUUUAUCGACUUUUGUACCGGUGACUAUAAUAAUUGAACGCUUUAAAAUGUAUAAAUAAUUUUAAGCAGGUUGUGUUAUCAAUAAGAUUGUAUUUCGUUAUUAGAUUAAUUUGUAAGAAAAACUAUCCAAAUACUGUUAUGUAUUAGUGCAUCCUUGUUGAAAUAAUGUAAGUAAUCCUUGACGAAGGCGUCUAAUUGCGUUUUUAAUAUUAGUAUUUUAAUAUGUGUGUGGAUGUGUGUAAAUAAGUAUU